AUGUAUUUCUUAAGUAUCAUAUCGGUAAGCUUUUUUCUUAUUGUUGCGAGUGAGGCGAAAGUCUUGAAUAAAAAUGCAAACACUUGCGAAGAAAUAUUGGGACCUUUAGUUGAUGAAAUACGUUCAUACGAAGAUGUGAAGGAUAAGAUACUAAACUAUGUUUUAAAUGGAGAUUUCAAACGAAAAACCUACGAUGAAUUGGCAAUAUUUGUGGAUAAAUUUGGUGCACGUCCUUCAGGAACGCAGGUCCUUGAAGACUCUAUUGAUUACAUGAUAGAAUUGUCUCGUAAAGAAGGGUUAGAAGAUAUAACUACUGAAGAAGUUGUGGUACCCCGUUGGGAAAGAGGCGAAGAGAAAUUGACAAUGGUUGAACCAAGAAUUAAAAACAUGGUAAUUUUGGGUCUGGGCCGCAGUGUUAGUACUCCACCAGAAGGAAUCACAGCUGAAGUUGUAGUUGUGAAAAGUUUUGAUGAACUAGAAAAUACACCGGACGAAAAUAUUAAGGGUAAAAUCGUUUUAUACGAUCCAAUAUUUACAACUUAUGGUGAAACGGUGGCAGUAAGAUCACAAGGAGCAUCGAAAGCAUCUGCUAAAGGUGCCGUAGCAUCUCUUGUAAGGUCAGUUACGCAAUUUUCAAUUAAUUCACCUCAUACUGGAUCUCAAAACUAUGCCGAUGGUGUAAUAAAGAUCCCUACUGCAGCGAUCAGCCUAGAAGAUGCUGAUUUAAUUAGAAGAUUGUAUGACAGAGGUGAAAAAAUUGUACUUAAUCUUCAAAUGUCAUCGACUUAUGAUGAUACCAAGGUUUCCAGGAAUACACUUGUCGAUUUAAAAGGUAGUCAAAACCCCGAAAAACUAGUUAUUGUCUCAGGACAUAUCGAUAGUUGGGAUGUUGGCCAAGGCGCCAUGGAUGACGGUGGUGGUCUAUUUAUUAGUUGGGCAGCUCCUGUUAUUCUAAAGCGUUUGAAUCUAACCCCGAAAAGAACCUUAAGAGCUAUCUUCUGGACAGCUGAAGAAUUAGGUUUAAUUGGUGCUUAUGCUUAUAAAGAAGCGCAUAAAGAGGAAUUAAAUAAUAUUAACUUUAUCAUGGAGUCUGAUGAGGGAACUUUUGCUCCGUUGGGAUUGUAUGUUAGUGGUAAUACAAGAACGCGUUGCAUUGCUCAGGAGGUAUUGAAAUUGUUUAAAUCCAUAAACGCGUCCACACUCAUAGAACAGGAUGGCGCUGGAUCAGACAUUGCUGUAUUUACUGGCAAUGGUAUUCCCGGUGCGAGCCUUUACAAUGACAAUGAAAAGUACUUUUGGUUCCACCACACUGAAGGCGAUACCAUGAAUGUGGAAAAUCCCGAUGAACUUGAUCUUGGAGCUGCGUUUUGGACGGCAGUGUCAUACAUCAUUGCUGAUCUCUCUGAAGAUAUGGCAUAA
Arctia plantaginis is the source of this 1419-nucleotide messenger RNA. The record is from the annotation of a GenBank genome assembly. NCBI's taxonomy places the organism in Eukaryota, Metazoa, Arthropoda, Insecta, Lepidoptera, Erebidae.